AUGGUGUUUUCCUACUCCUUACAUACCUCCAACCCGGACGACGUCGUGUUCCAGGCUGACUACCCCGACUAUUACUUCCGCAUCACGAAGAACAACCACCCCGACUAUUCCCAGAGCUCAACCACCUGCCAGACCCUCCUCCCCGACUCCGACGGCACCAUCGAGGGCCACCUCAAGGAGGUCGGCCUCACCUUCCAUCUGCUCAAGGACGUGCCCAAGAUCAUUUCCACGAACAUCGAGCUGAAUCUCGUGGAGGCCUUCGAGCCGCUGGGGAUCAGCGACUGGAACUCCAUCUUCUGGAUCGUGCACCCCGGUGGAUCCGCCAUCCUCGACGCGAUGGAGGCCAAGCUGGGGCUGGAGAAGGAAAAGCUGAAGGCGACGAGGCAGGUGAUGACCGAAUACGGGAACAUGUACAGCGCCUGCGUGCUGUUCAUCCUCGACGAGAUGAGGAAGCGAAGGCGACCACCGGCGAGGGGUUGGAGUGGGGGGUGCUCUACGGGUUCGGUCCUGGCCUCACUGUGGAGACCGUGGUCUUGCGCAGCGUCGCCAUAUCUUCCCGUUGAAAGCAGAAUGGCCAUCCUUUGA
Musa acuminata AAA Group (dessert banana) is the source of this 585-nucleotide messenger RNA. Its product is annotated as chalcone synthase 2-like. The transcript has 2 exons. The record is from RefSeq and is a predicted model, not a curated record. Gene Ontology annotation, molecular function: acyltransferase activity, transferring groups other than amino-acyl groups. Gene Ontology annotation, biological process: polyketide biosynthetic process. NCBI's taxonomy places the organism in Eukaryota, Viridiplantae, Streptophyta, Magnoliopsida, Zingiberales, Musaceae. The coding region runs from base 1 to 585 and encodes 194 amino acids.